This is a messenger RNA of Capsella rubella, 3318 nucleotides long. RefSeq lists its product as uncharacterized. The transcript has 8 exons. The record is from RefSeq and is a predicted model, not a curated record. The coding region runs from base 1 to 3318 and encodes 1105 amino acids. Lineage: Eukaryota; Viridiplantae; Streptophyta; Magnoliopsida; Brassicales; Brassicaceae.
AUGGGGACUCCGCCUCCCCCAGCUGGUGGUCCUUUGCCUCUCGGCUCUCCUAGCCGCGUGUCCUCUCCUUCACAGAAGGGAUCGUAUGUGUCUGAUGUCAAAGAAAGCCCGUUCCUGGUUUCCCCGUCGGAUCUGAUCAUUACCAAUGGAGUAGCACGAGUCUCUAUUCCGGAGGAGCUUGUUGUUGAUGCUUCCCCGUUGUGGAAGAGUUUCGUGGUGGGACGAUACAUGCCACACUUCGCAGUCUCCACCAAACCUUUCUGCCAUGCCAAUGUGGGUCGACCUCCGGAUGUGCCUGGAGUUCUGUUCUCAAGGAAAGGGUUGGAAUUUCUGUCUAGUACUGUGGGUAAGUUUGUGAAACUGCACCCAAGUACAGAACGUUGUACUCGGCUGGAUGUGGCAAGGAUAUUGGUUGAGGUCAAUUUGCAGAACACGUUAACAGAAAAGAUCAGCUUCACGGGUGUUAAUGGGGAGGAAGUGCUUGGACAUAAGGAGAAGAAUUGCAAUAACGCGGGUAAUGUUACGCUUCUUGAGAAACGUCAACCAUCGGUAUCGGCCACAGUCCAGGAAAUGGUUCAAACUCUGAUCAAAGACCUUGAGCAGGCUGCACCGUUCCAGAACGCUAUUGUCUCGAAACCAGAGAGUGUAACAGUGGGAGUACUUGAAGAUGACCAGUGGACGACUGUCUCACGACAAAAUAAAAGUUCCUCUCCUUCUUCGCGUGUAGUUUUGGAGAGCUUACCCACCAAACCAGUCUCGCCAACCGGUUUUCGGCAACAAGAUGAUAAGGAAGAGGGAGACGUUCUCGAGUCUGAAUCAGAGGAAGAGGAACCAGACACGACUACCCUUGCUUACGAUGUAUCAGGGGAAAUAGCUCCGACUGUCACCUGCAUUCCGAAACCAACAAUUGGCCGUCAUCGUACCCGCUCUCGCGGUCCAUUAAAGCCGAUAUCUCAGCGCAAGGAUACUCGUAUAAAGGGUUUCAACCUUCCUCGCAAACACAAUGUCGUUAAGAAUUGGAUUCAAGCUGUGAGACCAUCCUUUGGGUGUUUCUUAGAGACUCAUGUUCAAGAGCUCAACGCACUUUCAAUUAACACGGUAUCGUUUUGCGACUUGGGAAGCUUGUCUUUUGCUGGACCAAAGUUCACUUGGAUUAACAACCAGGAUGCCAACCCCAUUGGGAAGAAGAUUGAUCAUGCAUUAGUGAAUCCGGAUUGGCUCUCACAUUUUCCUCACUCUCAUGCUUCUUUUGAAGCAGGGGGUAUCUCGGAUCAUUCUUGGUGUCUUAUCCAUCUCUCUGCUGCAAGUACCCCUCACCGUAAGCCGUUUAAAUUUUUCAACUUCCUCACAAGCCACUCUCUCUUCCUCCCUACUGUCGCAAAUGUCUGGUCGCAGGAGCCUUGUCUCUAUCAUUCUCGGGUAGCUCUAUCUCUAUUUCACCGGGAGUUAAAAGCUCUAAAGUUCCAUAUGCGGGAGCUUAAUAGGUCGAGGUUUGGUGACUUACCUGUGAAGUGUAAGGAAGCGUACGAGGAGUUCUGUUCGUUGCAAGCAGUAGCUCUCUCCUCUCCCACGCAAGCAAACAUAAUAGCCCUCUCUGAUGCCACGGAUAGAUGGCAGCGCCUUACUUCGAUAGAGGAACAGUUUUUCAAACAAAAAUCCGGGAUCCAAUGGUUGCGUUGUGGAGAUCAGAACACUACCUCUUUUCAUCUCGUCGCACAGGCAAAUGCUAGCCGCAAUGCUAUCCGUCAGUUAACGUUGGAGUCAGGAGUAAUACUGACUAACCCGUCCGAGAUUAAAGCGGAAAAUGCGCACCAUUUUCGUGAGUUUCUGCAGCGGGAUAGCCUGGAUACGGGGGAGGUUGCACCGACCUAUCUUGGGGACCUGUUGGACUACCAGUGCCCGGAAUCUCGGUGCUCUGAUCUAAUCUCCCCAGUGACCCGCGAGGAGAUUUGGCAUGCUUUGUCCUCCCUGCCCUCCGGGAAGGCUUGCGGACCGGAUGGAUACACUAAGGAGUUCUAUAUAUCUGCAUGGAGUAUAGUGGGACAGGACUGUGUGGUCGAUGUGCAGUCCUUUGUUCUCUUUGGCCAAAAGCCGAGGGCCGUGAAUGCAACUUUGCUCUGUCUUAUCCCUAAGAAUCCGAAGGCGGAUUCAGCAACAAUGAAAGACUAUCGACCAAUUUCGUGCUGCAACAUUUUAUAUAAGGUGAUUUCUAAGAUUUUGGCCAAUCGUCUAAAGAAGAUUCUCCCAGAAUUUGUAGCACCAAAUCAGAGUGCAUUUAUCCAGGGCCGCUUACUCCUAGAAAAUGUUCUUCUCGCUACAGAACUAGUGAAGGAUUAUCACAAGGGUACUAUCUCUUCUAGAAGUGCCAUCAAGUUUGAUAUCUCCAAAGCUUUUGACACGGUGAAAUGGUCCUUCAUUAUCUCCAUCUUUCAAGCGUUGGGCUUUCCUGACUUGUUCAUUAAGUGGAUUUAUGCCUGCAUUUCUACCGCCUCUUUCUCUGUGGUUGUGAAUGGUGAGCUGGAGGGUUUCUUUGCAAGCAACAGAGGUGUGAGGCAGGGCUGCUCUCUAUCUCCUUAUAUUUUUGUCAUGCUUCCCGUAAGUUGCCUGGAUGAAGUUGAGAGAUUAUGCAGUGCUUUUCUUUGGUCGGGAAACCUGCACACUCCUACCGGGGCUAAGGUUGCUUGGUCUAAGGUUUGUACGCCCAAGCAGGAAGGCGGACUUGGCUUGAGACGACUACAGGAUGUUUCACGAGUUUUUCCUUACCACCUAAUAUGGCGGUUGUUCACCCUCUCAGGCUCUCUAUGGGUAGCUUGGGCUCGACAAAAUCUCAUGAACCAUGGUUGCUUCUGGACUGCCCAAAGUACAACUAAGGGUUCAUGGGUAUGGCGGAAACUUCUAAAACUCCGCGAUGAGGUUCGAUUGUUUAUCCGGGCUGAGGUUGGGAAUGGCGAACUCACCUCUUUGUGGUUUGACCAUUGGCUUCCGGUUGGUCGCAUUUUGGACAUUACAGGACCAGCCGGGCCGAGGAUCCUGGGAAUCCCUCUACAUGCCAAAGUCAAGGAUGCGGUGGGGAUUGGGGGUUCAUCAGCCUCAUCAAUUGGUCUCUUGGAGUGGUAUUAUUUGGUUCAGUCAAGCCAUUCCCCGCUGCGGUUUUAUUACGUGGUUAGCUAUGUUAAACCGUCUAUCUACGGGCUCAAGAAUGCGUCUUUGGGGCCAACACCAGGCCUGCGUUUUAUGCGGAGAAUUGGACGAGACGAGAGACCAUCUCUUUUUUGCUUGUCUGUACUCCUUUACACUAUGGACCUCUCUGGUGGGUAA